CUCACGCUUUCAAGAGUACAACAGCUCCAACUACGCAUUGUUUAGGUUGAACUUUGCGAUACAUUUCGUGAACUAGUUUUUCUUCACUUUAAUACAUAAAAUACCCUCAUCUGUUUAGAACCGAUCCUCUCCUCCGUUUCGGAGUUCUUGUCGCAACAAUGUCCGACUCUCAAUUAUUCGAAGACACGUUCACGAUUACAUCUAUCAAUUCUCAGAAAUAUGACCGCGUUUCGCGAAUCAGCUGCACGUCGACGGAUAACCAGACAACAUUUACGCUAGAUAUCAACACAGAAUUGUAUCCGUGCGUGGUGGGAGAAUCAGUCUCCCUGGCCCUGGCAUCCACCCUGUCUCUCGAUGGGAAGCAAGAGGAUUCAUCUGGUGCCGGACGAAGCGGAUGGAGAGAUGUCGGCGCGGGCGAACAGACACUGGCUGAUGAGUAUGACUACGUGUGCCAUGGAAAGGUUUACAGAUUUGAGGAAGGCUCGACUUCUGGUAAUAUGUCGGUCUUUGUGUCGUUCGGUGGUCUCUUGCUUUACAUGGAUGGACCAUAUAGCAAGCUCGUGCCGCUUCGAAUCGACCAUGUCUACCUUUUGCUGAAGAAAUGAGCAUGAGUAGUAGGUGGUGGCUUUCUUGUUUUGAGGAACCGAGCGGGGAAAGUGAGAGUGGAAGAGUACAGCAAUUUGCAUUAGCGCUGGCGUCAAAGGAUAACUUAAGAACGAUUAUGAAAAGGAUCUCAAGGAAAACUAUCUGCAAAAAAAAGAAAAUGAAACACGAAGAAAAU
Messenger RNA from Talaromyces proteolyticus, 781 nucleotides. Its product is annotated as DNA-directed RNA polymerases i, ii, and iii 145 kDa polypeptide. The record is from RefSeq and is a predicted model, not a curated record. Gene Ontology annotation, cellular component: RNA polymerase II, core complex; RNA polymerase III complex; RNA polymerase I complex. Bases 159 to 605 code for a protein of 148 amino acids. The transcript has 2 exons. NCBI's taxonomy places the organism in Eukaryota, Fungi, Ascomycota, Eurotiomycetes, Eurotiales, Trichocomaceae. Gene Ontology annotation, biological process: DNA-templated transcription. Gene Ontology annotation, molecular function: DNA-directed RNA polymerase activity.